Messenger RNA from Amphimedon queenslandica, 1605 nucleotides. Its product is annotated as late secretory pathway protein AVL9-like. The record is from RefSeq and is a predicted model, not a curated record. NCBI's taxonomy places the organism in Eukaryota, Metazoa, Porifera, Demospongiae, Haplosclerida, Niphatidae. Gene Ontology annotation, cellular component: cytoplasm. The transcript is spliced from 2 exons. Bases 44 to 1510 code for a protein of 488 amino acids.
CGGGCGAGAUUGUUGCACUGUCAGCACACAUCUAAAUCUAAUCAUGAAUAAGAUCACCACUCCUCUGCCUCUAAAGAUGGCUAACAUGGCGGAAUCAUCACCAAUGAUGCAAAUAUUUUUAAUAGGAUUUCAUCAUCAGAAAGGAUCAACAGUAGAGUACUCUUACCCUCCCAUCAAUACUACAGACACAGCUUCAGCUAGCCUGACGGAAUCACUCCCUCAGCAAUGGAGGUCUCUACCCCACAUUGCCCUCCCAGAUGGCUGCCAUAACUACAGAGAAGGACACGUCACAUUUACCCUCCCAACUGAAGACGGGGUCGUAUAUGGUGUCAGUUGCUAUCGUCAGAUUGACUCAAACGAAUUAACAUCAGUAUCAAGCGAUAUCACGAGAUCAACCGUACAGAAAUCAAUAUGCGUGAUAUCAAAAUGGCCGAUAUACGACUUCCUCAUAUCAAAGGUAGAACUAACGAUUCAUGCGUAUUUCAAUGCAAAGGAUCUCAAUGACAGAGAACUACUGAUUCACACGUAUCAUAAUCUCAAUGCUACACUCACACUUGAUUUAGCUCUUCGUGCCUGCUGUCAUAAUAAUAAAUUGGCAGGACUGAUUGAGCUCUACCAACACAGCAUACUUCAAUUAUUUAAAGCAGUUUUAUUAGAGAAGAGGGUUCUUGUAUACGGACAUAAUCCGAGUGAUGUUAGUCAUCUUGUGACAUCGCUCCUCUCCCUUUUCCCUCUUUAUUAUCAAUCCUUGAUUGACCAAUCAUUAGUGAAUGAAUACGGAUUACCAUUAAAGACUAAACUUUACGUACAGCCAUACCUUCCAUUGCAAGAGUUGAGACAGUUAUCAUCACUUGAGGACGAGAGGGGCAUGUUGGUGGGUGUGUCUAAUCCGCUGUUUUAUAAAAGAGCUAGCGAAUUGUGUGACAUUUGCUUUGUGAUGGAGACUAAAGCAAUCGAGAUUCACAAGACUAGUUUGUAUGCUUCGCUGAACCUCUCAACAGCUGAUCUAAGGUUUUGUACAUUAAUUAAAGAGGGUGUGGCGUCAGGAGAUGAAAGAGGAACAAGGGGCAGUGUUCCUUCGGAGAGUGCAACUAUUACAAAUUGGAAUGGAAGUGUAGAAUGGAUACAAGCCCAAUUCAAGUCAUACCUACUUUCUUUACUCUCGUCUGUUCGUAAUGGCAAUCCGGACACACUAAAUGACUUUAAUUUACAUUUUGUUCAAAGUUUCUCAAAGACGUUCUCGUAUCGUAAGUGGGUUGAGUCAGUUCCACAAACUGUGGUUCAGCCUGGCCACGUGUGUCAAGGAGAUCUUUCCUUUAGUGACAUUAAACAUCAUUUACUUGUUGAAGCAACUGAGCUAGUCGGAUCAGACAAUGUAGAGAAAUUAGUGCGUAAAACAGGUGACUUAAAGAACAGUGUUAGUGAGAAGGUGAGUCAUUGGUGGCAUUGGAGCUCAUCUGCAGUGACUAAUCUACUAGGAGCAACUGCAGAAUCAGAUAGUGAUGAUUAAGAAGAGACGCAACACUCAAUAACAUGUUUAUUACCAAUAAUUAUCCAAAUUAUUGUUAUAAUAAUUAUUUAGUAAGAUCAUUAUCUUUUCUCAGA